GGCCUGUAUUUAGCUUCACUAUGGUGGGAAAGACCUUCACCUAUCUCCUAGGCAGUGAUGCAGCUGCUCUGUUGUUCAAUAGUAAAAACGAAGAGUUGAAUGCAGAAGAAGUGUAUUCACGGCUAACUACUCCUGUUUUUGGCAAGGGAGUAGCUUAUGAUGUACCCAAUGCAGUAUUUUUGGAACAGAAGAAGAUGCUAAAAACUGGUCUGAACAUAAGUCAAUUUAAAAAUCAUAUAUCAAUAAUUGAGAAAGAGACUAUAGAAUACUUUAAAAGUUGGGGAGAUGAAGGAAAAAGAAAUUUACUUGAAGCACUUUCAGAACUAAUCAUUUUGACUGCAAGCCAUUGUUUACAUGGGAAGGAAAUAAGAAGCAUUCUCAAUGAGAAAGUAGCACAGCUCUAUGCUGAUUUGGACGGGGGAUUUAGUCAUGCUGCAUGGCUCUUACCAGGGUGGCUGCCUUUGCCCAGCUUCAGAUGCAGAGAUAGAGCCCAUUGUAAACUAAAAUCUAUUUUCUAUAAAGUAAUUCAGAAACGAAGACAAUCUUCUACGAGAGAAGAUGACAUGUUGCAAACACUACUGGAUGUUACUUACAAAGACGGACGACCGCUAACAGAUGAUGAAAUUGGUGGGAUGCUUAUUGGAUUGCUCUUAGCAGGCCAGCAUACAUCUUCAACCACUAGCACUUGGCUUGGCUUCUUUUUGGCUAGAGACAAAUCAGUACAGGAACAGUGUUAUGAGGAACAAAAAACUGUCUGUGGAGAAGAUUUUCCUCCCUUGACCUAUGAUCAGCUCAAGGAUUUGAAUUUAUUGGAUCGUUGCUUGAAAGAAACAUUAAGGCUUAGACCACCUAUAAUGACCAUGAUGAGGAUGGCUAAAACUCCCCAAACUAUUGCUGGUUAUACAAUUCCACCAGGUCAUCAGGUUUGUGUAUCUCCUACUAUUAAUCACACAAUUAAAGAUUGUUGGGUGGAAAAUGUAAAAUUCAAACCAGACCGGUACCUUCAAGAUAAUCCUGCAGCUGCAGAAAAGUUUGCAUUUGUGCCAUUUGGUGCUGGUCGUCAUCGCUGCAUUGGAGAGAACUUUGCAUAUAUUCAGAUUAAGACAAUUUGGUCAACUCUUUUGCGUUUAUAUGAAUUUGACUUAGUGAAUGGAUACUUUCCUGCCAUAAAUUAUACAACUAUGAUCCACACACCUACUAACCCAUUAAUUAUAUAUAAAAGGAGAUCACCAAAUGAGACACAUACAUUGUAAAGGAGCUCUUCUAGUACAGCUAAAGAAGCUGAUAGUUGCCUGUAAUUUGUGCAGAAAAAUUGAAAUUUUGUGUUAAAGUUUGCCCUU
This is a messenger RNA of Protobothrops mucrosquamatus (brown spotted pit viper), 1340 nucleotides long. Its product is annotated as lanosterol 14-alpha demethylase. The transcript has 8 exons. Bases 21 to 1253 code for a protein of 410 amino acids. Gene Ontology annotation, molecular function: heme binding; oxidoreductase activity, acting on paired donors, with incorporation or reduction of molecular oxygen; monooxygenase activity. NCBI's taxonomy places the organism in Eukaryota, Metazoa, Chordata, Lepidosauria, Squamata, Viperidae. The record is from RefSeq and is a predicted model, not a curated record.